AUGACAACUCAAGACGCCCAGGAAAAAUCAAUCAAUAUGGUUGAGCUGGUUCAUGAGCUCGCCGAGCUUCUCCGCGAGGCUAAAGAUGAUGAAGCCAAACGUCUUCUAACUCGCUAUCCGAAGCUUGUAGGCUACACAGACGAUUCGGGAAGAUCCACGAUUCAUUUUGCAGCUGUUGGAGGAAGUUUGCCGCUUCUACAGUUUGCGAUCCUUAAUGAUCCAGAAAUGGCUCAUAAGACGGAUGAUCUCGGCUGGACCCCUCUGAUGAUUGCCAGUUCGGCAGGUCGUGUCGACGUGGUCAGGUACUUGCUGACGCUUCCGGAUGUUGAUGUGAAGCAUACUAAUAGUAAUAAGCAGACGAGUCUUCACUAUGCGUGCAGCAAAAACCACGUUGAAAUCGUCAAAUUGCUCAUCGAAGCCGACCCAAACAUUAUCAAUUUGCCAGACAAAUUCGGAGCAACUGCGCUCCACCGAGCCGCAAGUCGUGGAAAUGACGUCAUCGUCCGGGCGCUGGUCUCGACUGGAAAAUGUAGUUUGGAUCGGCAGGAUGGAGAGGGAAAUACGGCAUUACACCUCGCGUGUGACGAAAACCGUGGUGACGUGGCAAUUCUGCUGGUGAAUCGUGGAGCCGAUAUGAAAAUGCUCAACAAGGAGAAGCAGACACCACUGGAAAUGCUUAAAGACCCAGAGCUCCGUCAAAAACUUUUAAAUUUGAAGAAAUAAUUCCAGAGAGAAGGUGAAGAAUGUGUGGUGGUGCAAAGAAGUCCCAUGUGUUAAUUUAUUUGUGAAAUUUCGAAAAAAAAACAAAUUUUUUUUCGAUUUUCACUGCAACUUUUUCCUCACGAGGGAUGAGGAAAAGUGGUUUCUAGGCCAUGGCCGAGGGGCCGACAAGUUUCAGCGGCCAUUUAUCUUGCUUUGUUUUCCGCCUGUUUUCUUUCGUUUUUCAUCGAUUUUUUUCGUUUUUUUUAAAUAAAACUGAUAAAUAAAUAUUUUUUGCAGAUUCUAAAACAAUUUCCAAGUAAAAAAAUUAUGUAUUCAGUGGGCAAGCAGCGGUGAAAGUGGGCAUUGUAAUAUGAUGGAUUACGGGAAUACAAAACCUAAACUUUUUCUGAAACAUGAUAAAUAUGCUGCUUAGAUGCUGAAAUUGCCUGAUUUUCAUAACGAGACCGCUGAAAAAGUUUUGAGGUUUCCAAAAUUUAACUUUUUGUGCGAAAAUCUCGACUUUUUCACCAAAAAAGUUGAAUUUUGGAAACCUCAAAACUUUUUCAGCGGUCUUGUUAUGAAAAUCAGGUAAUUUCAGCAUCUAAGCAUCAUAUGUAUCAUGUUUCAGAAAAAGUUUAGGUUUUGUAUUCCCGUAAUCCAUCAUAUUACAAUGCCCACUUUCACCGCUGCUUGCCCACUGAAUACAUAAUUUUUUUACUUGGAAAUUGUUUUAGCAUCUGCAAAAAAUAUUUAUUUAUCAGUUUUAUUAAGAAAAAACGAAAAAAAUCGAUGAAAAACGAAAGAAAACAGGCGGAAAACAGCAAGAUAAAUGGCCGCUGAAACUUGUCGGCCCCUCGGCCAUGGCCUAGAAACCACUUUUCCUCGUCCCUCGUGAGGAAAAAGUUGCAGUGUUUUUUUUUAAUGUCCGUAAUUGUGCCGUUUUUUUUCUGUUUCUGUUGUACGAAAAAUUUUUUUUUUUUUCAAUCAAAAUUAUGAUAAAACAGAGAG
Caenorhabditis elegans is the source of this 1710-nucleotide messenger RNA. RefSeq names its product 26S proteasome non-ATPase regulatory subunit 10 (gene F40G9.17). The record is from RefSeq and is marked reviewed. Lineage: Eukaryota; Metazoa; Nematoda; Chromadorea; Rhabditida; Rhabditidae.